AUGCUCUCAAAAAGUGGUAGCGCUUCCCAUGGCACCUCUGACGACGAAGAGAUGAGGGAGAGGCUGAAGCGGGCCCGUCUGGUAGAGUCAGUGCAACGGAGUGUUGCCACUCGUGUACGCGUGGCAGGUGGCGAAAACGUGGGGGAGACCAUUCAGACAGACCUGGAGAAUAUCUUUGCCCGCGCGAACGAAGCGAUGCCACUCUAUGAGGAGCUUGGGGGUAUUGAAGGAAUUGCUACCAAGCUGCACACAGAUCUGACUGUCGGAAUCCGUGCUGAAACUGUGGGGCAACGCCGUGGAGUUUUUGGCAAGAACGAGCUGCCAGAGGAGGAAUCAUUGACGUUUUGGCAGAUUUACAAGGCGGCGUGGAGUGACCACAUGAUUCUCUUGUUAACUGGUGCUGCGUUUGUGUCACUGGUGCUUGGGCUGACUGUACCGGAACCUGGUCAGACCAAGGUGAAUCGUGAGACCGGGUGGAUUGAGGGUUUUGCAAUCAUUGUGUCCGUGCUUAUUGUGACAACGGUGUCGUCUGUGAACGAUUACCGCAAGGAGCUGAAGUUUCGCCGGUUGACGGAGGAGAACUCUGCUGAGCCCAUGACAGUGAUCCGUGAUGGCCAGGAACAGACGGUUGACGUGACGGAGAUUGUGGUGGGUGAUCUCGUGGGUCUGGUGCCUGGUCUGGUGGUACCCGUUGACGGUUUCUACGUGCGCGGGAUCAGUGUGGUGAUAGACGAAAGCAGCGUGACGGGCGAGAACGACCCGAAGAAAAAGAACGCCCAAUCGCCGAUUCUGUUGACAGGUACUGUUGUGAACACAGCAGAGGACGCGUACAUGUUGGCCUGCGCUGUUGGCGAGAACUCAUUUGGCGGGAAACUGCUGAUGCAGUCGCGACAGGAGGGUGGGCCUCGAAUGACACCGCUACAGGAGCGGUUGGACGAAUUAGCGGGAUUGAUUGGUCGCUUCGGCCUGGGCACGGCUGUUGUUCUUUUCUUCCUUCUUUCGACAAUGGAGGUGUUCCGUGUAAUUCGUGAUACCGAGGAUCUGUACCCCAAAAAGUUCUUGGACUACUUCUUGCUUUGUGUAACGAUUGUGGUGGUUGCUGUCCCAGAGGGUCUCCCACUUGCGGUGACGAUAGCACUUGCGUACUCGCAGAACAAGAUGCAGGAUGACAAUAACCAGGUUCGGCGUCUGUGCGCGUGCGAGACGAUGGGGAAUGCGACGCAGAUCUGCAGCGACAAGACCGGGACGCUGACACAGAAUCUGAUGAGCGUGGUACAGGGCUACGUCGGGAUGCAGCGUUUCAAUGUGCGUGACCCCGGCGACAUUCCGACGCCGAUUUCGCUUGGGAACGUGCCUGCCGAAGCACAAACGCUGCUGAUGGAAUGUCUAUCGCUGAAUAGCUCGAGUGAGAAGGUUGUGUGUCAGCAGAACAAGGACGGUACACCGGCGGCGCAGCCCUUCUGGCAGUGGAGACCGGACAAGGGGAACAAGACGGACAACGCACUGCUGGACUUUGUUGACCGCGUGUUGAUGAAGAAUACGGACCUGAUUGACUUCACGAGCCGCCCCCACCAGCGCCUGCGCCAGCGGCGCCGCGAGCACGGCUUCACGAUCUUCCCGUUUACGAGCGAGCGCAAGUUCAUGAGUGCUGUGGCGCUUGGAGCAGACGGGCAGGUGAUGCACUACGUGAAGGGUGGGUCUGACCGCGUGCUGGACAUGUGUGACCGUUACGUGACGGCGACCGGGCAGGAGGAGCCGCUGACGGAUGCGGCGCGGACGAAGAUCGUUGUGCAGAUCCGCUCCCUUGCAAAUGACGCGAAUCGCACGAUUGGUGUGGCGUACACCCGCAUGGAAGGCAGCACGGUUCCCGAGGAGGAGCCGACACAGCCACUGGUGUGGCUGGCGCUGAUGGGGAUUCAAGACCCGCUGCGCGCGGAGGUGCCGGAGGCGGUGCGGAAGUGUCAGCAUGCCGGUGUGACGGUGAGGAUGUGCACAGGUGAUAACCUCGACACGGCAAUUGCGAUCUCGCGGCAGUGUGGCAUUUACAACCGGCUUCGCGGGGACGUGGCGAUGACUGGGAAGGAGUUCCGCAACCUUGUGUAUGACUCGUAUGGCAAUGAUGCGAAUAUGGAGAAGUUCUGGCCUGUCCUUGAUCGAAUGGUUGUGAUGGCGCGCUCGCAGCCGCUGGAUAAGCAGCUGCUGGUGCUGAUGCUCAUGACGCGCGGCGAGGUUGUGGCGGUGACCGGCGACGGGACGAAUGACGCCCCAGCGCUUCGGCUGGCGAAUGUCGGCUUCGUGAUGCGCAGCGGAACUGACAUUGCCGUGAAGUCAGCGGAUAUUGUACUCCUUGACGACAACUUCCGCUCUGUUCAACGUGCCGUUGUCUGGGGACGAACUGUGAACGACAACAUUCGCAAGUUCCUCCAGUUGCAGUUAACCGUGAACUUUUCGAGUGUUAUAUUGACUUUUCUGGGAACGUUUUUGUCAUCUACACGAACCUCUCCCCUUUCUACUGUACAGCUAUUGUGGGUGAAUCUGAUCAUGGACACACUUGCAGCCCUUGCUCUUGCGACAGAGGAGCCAACGGAGGAGUGUCUGAAUCGCGGACCCACGUCUCGUAAGGCUCCACUUGUGUCGAAUCGCAUGUGGUGCACUAUUCUUACGGUUGCGUGUUUUCAGGUUGUGAGUGCUCUGCUUGUGGAAAGGUAUGGAGAUGUAUGGUUUGAGGUGACAGGAGGUGAGUUGCAAACCAUUACCUUUAACCUGUUUUUAUUGUCUACUAUUUUUCACAUGUUCAAUGCCCGAAAACUGCAUGAGGAGCUUAAUCCAUUUGAGGGACUCUGGUCGAGGUCAAGAGUGUCGUUGGGUAUUAUUUCCUUCUGUUUCGCAUUUCAGGCGUUUGCUGUUCAAUUCCUUGGAGAUUUUAUGAGAGUUCGCCCCCUACGCGGUGAUCAGUGGGUGGCCUGCUUCUCACUUUCUUCUCUUACACUUGUGUUUGCCGCCGUUUCACGUCUUGUGCCUGUACAUGAACCGGAGUUCCCGCAUGAUGCUCCUAUGGAAGAUCUUGAACCAGAGGCAAGGCGAGUAGCAGUGAAGUUGGCAGAGGAUGUUGCCCGUCAUGCCACCUCAGCGGGGGCUGGUGAACACCUUAAAUUGGGCAAGAAAUUACUCGCAAGGGCAAUGUGGCAGCAGGUACGUGAACGGCAUGUUGCGGAGAGAAGUGUAAAUGCAUUCCGUCGAGCUCGUCGUGAUCAUGAUAUGCAUACAACGGUUGCCAAAGAUAUGUAUGAACGAUUAUGUACUGCAAUGUAUUAG
Trypanosoma theileri is the source of this 3315-nucleotide messenger RNA. RefSeq names its product plasma membrane Ca2 ATPase. The record is from RefSeq and is a predicted model, not a curated record. Gene Ontology annotation, molecular function: ATP binding; ATP hydrolysis activity; P-type calcium transporter activity. Gene Ontology annotation, biological process: calcium ion transmembrane transport. Lineage: Eukaryota; Euglenozoa; Kinetoplastea; Trypanosomatida; Trypanosomatidae. Bases 1 to 3315 code for a protein of 1104 amino acids. The transcript has a single exon. Gene Ontology annotation, cellular component: membrane; intracellular membrane-bounded organelle.